Molecule: messenger RNA, 735 nt
Organism: Triticum aestivum (bread wheat)
Lineage: Eukaryota; Viridiplantae; Streptophyta; Magnoliopsida; Poales; Poaceae
Exons: 4
Coding region: 1-735 (244 amino acids)
Source: RefSeq, a predicted model, not a curated record
AUGGAAUAUGAAAUUCAAAAGUUUGCUCUUUGUGUGUGCAUGUCAAUAUCUGAGAAUCUGACGCUAAUUGUGGUCAGUAACCCAGACAAGACACCGAUGCACACCUUCUUUUGCAACUAUGAUUUGAGUGGCAUGCCUGCUGGAACCAAGACUUUCGUGCGGCAAAAGGUCACUCUGUCAUCUGUUCCUCCUUCUAAUCCAGUGAAAGAAGGAAGCGAUGCCAGUCACACAAAGGUCGAGUCAGUCCAAUAUGGAAGUGAACUUAGAGAAUGCGGCACUCUGUUUUCUGAAUGCUGUGAACAGGGGCAGAACUGCUACUUGUUUGAUGAAUCAGAAAAGGGAGGUCACACUAACAGAAUGUAUUGCUCAAUGGAAUGUGACAUUAGCGAAUCAAAUGAAUCGAGUCCCAUUGGGAGCUCAGAAAGUCGCACUAAUGCUAAUGGUUGCUGCUGUCAAAUAGACAGUGAAAAGAAGUCUUGCUGCAGACCUUCCAAAGUGAAUGAUAGUUCAGCUGGAGGGGUUCUUCGUUAUGCUUUGCACCUGCGUUUUCUGAGCCCCUUUUCCAAGAAAUCAUCAAGAUCGAUGCAGCGGACCAAACCUGGCAUGUCAUCAGAACUACUCAAUCGAAGUACCGCGACCGAGGAAGAGAGGCGAUUUUAUCUCUACAAUGAUAUUAGAGUUGUGUUUCCUCAAAGGCACUCAGAUUCAGACGAAGGCGAGGUAUGUAGAAACUGA